This is a messenger RNA of Tribolium madens (black flour beetle), 823 nucleotides long. It is a transcript of the gene ATPsynO, whose product is annotated as ATP synthase subunit O, mitochondrial. NCBI's taxonomy places the organism in Eukaryota, Metazoa, Arthropoda, Insecta, Coleoptera, Tenebrionidae. Gene Ontology annotation, biological process: proton motive force-driven mitochondrial ATP synthesis. The coding region runs from base 136 to 765 and encodes 209 amino acids. The transcript has 3 exons. Gene Ontology annotation, molecular function: proton-transporting ATP synthase activity, rotational mechanism. The record is from RefSeq and is a predicted model, not a curated record.
ACAUUGAGAAAUGACAUUCAUCGAACUUUAAAAUCCCUACUUUUUGACAGUCGAAGGGUUGAACUUGGCAGAGCAGUGGGGCCCUACUUCUAAUUUCAUCUCUAACACUCUUAUAAUCAUAAAAAGAACGCAAUAAUGGCUACAAAUAAUCUCUCGAUGCUUGUCCGCUCCUUCAGUACCAGUAAUAUCGCAAGUCAGAUGGUCAAGCCUCCUGUCCAAGUAUUUGGCAUUGACGGACGUUAUGCUACCGCUUUGUAUUCGGCUGCUAGCAAGCAAAAAGCUCUUGAGUCUUGUGAAAAAGACCUUGUAAAGUUUCAAUCAGCUGUUAAGGCUGACUCCAAAUUGAAUGAAUACAUCAAAAACCCUACAAUUAAACGCGGGUUGAAAUCCGAGGCUUUGAAACAAAUUGCCUCAAAAAUAUCUCUCAACUCACAGACCUCCAAUCUUUUGCAAACUCUUGCUGAUAAUGGACGUUUAAAGAACCUUGAUGGGGUGAUUAAUGCUUUCAAGAUUAUGAUGUCGGCUCACCGUGGAGAGGUGAUUUGUGAAGUUAUCACUGCCAAGGAUUUAGAUUCUGCACAAAAAUCCAAGUUGGAGUCUGUCUUAAAGUCGUUUGUUAAGUCAAACGAGUCGAUUCAGUUGAGUACCAAAGUUGAUCCCUCCAUUAUUGGCGGUAUGAUUGUCAGCAUUGGUGAUAAAUACGUCGAUAUGAGCGUCGCUAGCAAAAUUAAGAAGUACACAGAACUUAUCAGCACUCCUGUUUAAAUUAAUCAUUUACGAUUAUAGCAGUUGCAUAGUUCACCAAUAAACGUCUUUAAUUUCA